CUCAUCCACAGGCUUGCUCAUCCCUCUACUCACACAGUCACCCGUCCCCUCACUCUCAUUUAUGCUUCACCUGUGAAUGGUGGUCCUGGGACAGCCACUGCUGGAGCCCGGGUGAGCCUGGGGGCUCCUCCCACUCUGGCCCUCCCUGAUGACAGCCCUCGCCACAGCUCCCGAGCCAGCCACCACGUCCCUGCAUACUUCAUCAUCACCUGUGCCACCAGAAGCCACCACAGCUUUGGGGCACAACCUGAAGACCCUCACAGUCACCUUCCCCAUCUCCACCCUCCAGUAUUCAUCAGACAGGAGCAAUGGCUCAGCCACGUUCAACUCCACUGAGAGGGUCCUGCAGAGCCUGGGGAGACCCUGGUCCCAGCAGCUCCUGCUGGGUCCUUGUUCAAGAAGAGCAGCCUGGGCCUCUUCUCCUUGAGUUGCAGACUGGUCUCCCUCAGGCGAGACCCUCCCCUGAGCAUUUGCCCCUAAUGACCACUUUUGU
Messenger RNA from Diceros bicornis minor, 493 nucleotides. Its product is annotated as mucin-16-like. The transcript is spliced from 3 exons. NCBI's taxonomy places the organism in Eukaryota, Metazoa, Chordata, Mammalia, Perissodactyla, Rhinocerotidae. The record is from RefSeq and is a predicted model, not a curated record. Bases 149 to 427 code for a protein of 92 amino acids.